UGGGACUUUGGUGUGGAAGGUAGCUCUCUGAAAAGGACCCUCUUACAGUGUCUCAUUACCACUCUGUCAUGGCUGACAUCGAUAUCGUAGAGGACCGGGACAAGCUGAAACAUGGUGUGAUUAAAGUGCUGGAGUGCAUAGCUACCAUCUCAUCGGCAGCUGCCGUGGUAAACCCCAUCUUUGGUGUUGCUGGCUCUCUGAUGCGUGUCGUCCUCCAUCACGUGGAUGACGAGGAAAUCCAAACUCUGAAGCGUGAGUUUGGCAGUGUGAACCGGGCUCUGGACCAGAUAUCGGCGCAGAACCGCAAUGCCUUGCUGCAGAUCAAGAAGGAGACAUUGGAUGGCCAGUACUGCCGUGUGGAGGAGAACCUCAAACACCAGUUCCGUAAGUACAUGGAGGUGGUUGAGGCACGGCCCAAGAACAAGCAGCGUAAGCGGGACAACUUUGAGGAGAGCUAUGCAAACGACAUGGGUGACCAAAACCUGCACACGCUCUAUGAUGGUGUCAUGGGCAAGCCCAAGCUCUUUAGCCGUCCAAUUCUUGAAGUCUACAUGACCCACUCACAUGGAGAUCAAAGGGUGAUGGAAAACCUGUGCACACGCCUCACAUACCUUUUCUGCAUCGGCCUCAUUGCUCUGAUGGGCUACUCUGCCAUCAUCGGUGAUGAUGAGGAAGGCCUGGGGGAGGAGUGGGCCGAGAAGAUGGAGAAUGUGCAGGAAAGGAUGCAGGAGGCGCUGAGGAGGUGCAAGUGAUUUCACUGCUCUGCUUCACUUACCCAUGCAAACGACACCUUAUGUAUUCCAUAUAGAUCUAUGGUGUGUUCCUUCAGUAUCUCAUUGUUCUAAACUCACCUCUUAUGUCUUCUGAUCUAGAGAGGCAGGUUACUACUGCUGCCACAGACCUUGUGUCUAUUUUAUUGUAUCCUCAAUAUUUCUUAAAAUUUCUGCGCUUUAGAGAGACCCUCAUAGAAAAAUAAUUGCUAUUGUGAAAAUGGAAAUGAGCAAUGAGAGACAGGUUUACUCCAGCUGGUGGUGGUUUGUCCCGUUACAAGUAAAAAUUAAAAAACAAGAUGAAAUGGGGUUCAAAUCUAUGGCUGGCAUUUGAGAAAUUUUUAACAGAAACUAGUCUAAAGCGAAUGUGAAUUAAUGUUAGUACCCACAUUCCACAAAACCUUGUUAUGCAUAGUUUUUCAUGGUUUUUUUUUCCUUUUUUACAUUAAAGUAAAAACAAAAAAUACAGUAAAAUAAGAACUAGUAGAUAGUUUGCUAAGUUGUGAAGGAUUGAAGGAGUAUAUAAAUGCUGUUUUUAAGUACUGUGAGUGCUUAAACUGGGUUUAAACAGAAGUUUAUUUGUGAUCUUAUCAAGGCUAAAAGUCCAAGUCCAAAGUUAACUUACAGUGUGUGGCCCAUUUAAAAAUACAUCUGUAUAAGUAAAUUCCUUAUACACAUAAAAGCAUUAUUCAUAUGACAGACAUACAGUUGUCAUGGCAGUCGUGGGAUUUUAAUCAUUUCUGUGACUGAAUCAGUCAAGUUUUUGUGGAUCUAUUGGCUCAGAAAUAUAAUUAGUCAUAGAUACUAACAGAGGGCUAUGCCUAAAGUUAACCCACAAUAAACAUAUAAAUAAACCAUGCAUGGGAGUGUUUUGUAAUCAGUAGUUUAUGUUUGAUAAUUCAGCAAAACUCUAUUUGGCUGUUUUAAACAUAAUGCUUUACAUAUUAGUGCACCAAAACAAGUUUGGAGCUUAGGGGUUUCUGAGCAUCCUGUAUAGAGCUAGUGAAAUCUCACUGUUACACAAAGCUCCCAUUUAAGAAUUGGUCUUUAUUAAUCCAGUCCAGUAACUUUUAGCCUUUCAUACACUACAGCACAGAAUAAUGUGCAUUUUUUCUCUUUCAACACUGACUAAAACCCUGAAUGACACUACAACGGCAAAACUAUUGAUUGUAUAUCGGUUCUUUAUAUGGUUUCGUCAUUAUGACUAACAGACUCUUGUUGUAACACAAAAGCUCAAAAUAGGCAUUAUCCAGAACUAGCACUACAGGCUUAUGACAUGGCAUAGCAUGUUUUUGCUUGCUGUUUUAUGUUACCACUACAAAAUACAAAACACUGCUAUUACACCUUACAUUUGCUGCAUGUGACUGACACUACACAAGCACUACGAUCAUAUACUACACUUACCCUAAUAGUCCAGCCAUACCGUAUCAAACAAUUUAGUUAUAAAUGAUAUGUCAUUUUGCAGGCCCUGUCAGAUUGAAUACUGUUGUCUAAGUGUUAUUUAGAAUAGAAAACCAGACCAUUUCUUUCUUAGGUGUUUGAGCUCACCAGGCUAAUGUGCAUUAGUGCUCGCAUUAAGAUAAAGGUUAUGAAUCGAUUCAUAGUCUAUUAUACGAAGAAGGAGUAGAUGGCAGCUUACCAUAGAAAUGUUAAUGACAGAGAACAAAAUAAUGACAUUCAUACUGCUCUUAUAAAAUGCUAAUCAUUUUUAAUUUUAUCUAAUCAUUUUUUUAUAGAUCAAAAAGCCAUUAUUGUUGCUAUUUAAAUAGAAUAACGUGGCAUUGACCUAGUAUAAUUCAUUUAUUUUUGUGAAUGUAUACCUUUCCUGGUUUAGUUUAAUAACAGAACUUGAAUCAUACCUCUACUGCAUUAUAUUUCUUUAUCAUUGAUAAAUUUUAAAGUGCACUCAUCUAGAUGGGCUGUUACUGAAGCAUGCCAUUAGUGCCUCUUAAAUACUGCAUAUAAAAGCUGUUCCUUUCAUUAACUUUCACUUUCUAUUACUCUCACUUCACUAUACUCUGGGGGAUUUACUGGCAGAAUGUUUAGGCUACAUGAUAUAUAUUGUGCUUACAAAUAAAUAACUGAACUGUUUGUAUACAUGAAUUUACAUAUUAUGCACUUUUAAAAUAAGAUGGGGCUUGUGGAGAUGAUAAGCAUCUAACUGUCCUUGGUUACAUAUGGAUGUUAUACACAAUUUUAGGUCAGAACUGAAUUUGUGCGAAAUGGAGCAUGUGUUAUGGACAAUAAAAAGCUUUUUGAAAAUAAAGUCUGGAUAUUCUUCUCGCUGUUCCAUGUGGUAUAAACUAUAAAGCACUAACAAUAAAUGACAUGAAUACAUUAAA
Trichomycterus rosablanca is the source of this 3112-nucleotide messenger RNA. It is a transcript of the gene rpz, whose product is annotated as rapunzel. Lineage: Eukaryota; Metazoa; Chordata; Actinopteri; Siluriformes; Trichomycteridae. The coding region runs from base 69 to 752 and encodes 227 amino acids. The record is from RefSeq and is a predicted model, not a curated record. The transcript is spliced from 2 exons.